AUGCGGCGUUGCACCAAAAAUAGCAGAUCUACCAAUCCCCCAAGAGACCCCAAUACCCUGUCCAAUUACAAUGCCUUUCGGACCACCCAUACGACAGUCAACUUCGAUAUCCUCUUCGAGAAGCAGAAGCUCACUGGAAACGUUAUGCAUAAAUUGAUAUCACUCACAAAUUUGGAGGCCCGCGAAGUCAUAUUAGACUCUAGCUUUCUGAAUAUUCACGAUGUCAAGGUUGACGGCAAGCAAAGCAAGUUCGAGCUGCUUCCCCGCCAGGAACCGUAUGGCAGUGCGUUGAAAAUACCUUUGGCUGAAGGUGUAGCUUUGAGCAAAACGCUUGAUAUUGAUAUUACUGUCGAGACAACCGAGAAAUGCACGGCCCUGCAGUGGCUCACGCCAGCCCAGACGUCGACUCAAAAGCACCCGUAUAUGUUUACCCAAUGUCAGGCGAUUCAUGCCAGAUCUAUAUUCCCAUGCCAGGAUACUCCUGAUGUCAAGGCCGUUAUUGAUUUCAACAUCUCGUCCCCUCUGCCUGUCAUUGCUAGUGGUGUGCCAGUGAAUGAUGUAUCAUCCUCCUCGUCGAAAUCGAAAAAUAAGGUCUAUAAAUUCCACCAGAAGGUGCCGAUUCCGACGUAUCUUUUCGCGAUGGCCAGUGGGGAAAUUGCAGAGGCACCCAUCGGCCCACGGAGCAGGGUCGCUGCAAGUCCUGACAAGCUUGAGGAGUGUAAAUGGGAACUUGAGGCAGACACGGAAAAGUUUAUGCAGGCAAUUGAUAAAAUAAUCUUCCCGUACAUCUGGGGGGAGUAUAAUGUGUUAAUCCUGCCUCCAAGCUUCCCCUACGGCGGAAUGGAAAAUCCGAUUUUCACCUUUGCUACGCCUAGUGUAAUCUCGAAAGACCGACAAAACGUUGACGUUAUUGCUCAUGAGCUCGCUCACAGCUGGAGCGGCAAUCUCGUUACGAAUGCUUCUUGGGAACAUUUCUGGCUUAAUGAGGGCUGGACAACUUAUCUGGAAAGAAGAAUCCUUGCAGCUGUACAUGGCGAGCCGUAUCGUCAUUUUUCGGCCAUAAUCGGGUGGAAAGCCCUAACUGAGUCUGUCGAACGUUACGGAAAAGACCAUGAGUUCACAAAGCUCGUUGUGGAUCUCAAAGGAAAGGACCCAGACGAUGCCUUCUCCAGCGUCCCCUAUGAAAAGGGGUUCAAUUUCCUAUUCUACCUCGAGAACCUCAUUGGCAAAGACAAAUUUGAUAAAUUUAUCCCUCACUACUUUACGAAAUACAAAGAGGCGUCUCUCGAUUCGUAUGAAUUCAAGUCGAGCAUCCUCAGUUUUUUCUCAUCCGACUCUGAAGCCCAUGCCUUACUCACCUCCUUCGAUUGGGAUAAAUGGUUCUACAGCCCUGGACUCCCACCAAAACCGGACUUUGACACCUCACUGGUUGACAUCGUUUACGCUCUGGCGCAGAAAUGGCGAACGGCUUCCGAGUCAGGAUUUUCUCCGUCCGCAGUUGAUGUCAACGGCUUAGUCGCGAACCAGCUGGUAGUUUUUCUAGAGCAGGUGCUCGUAUUUGAGAAGCCCCUGUCAGCGGAGCAAUCGAAGUUGAUGGGCGAUAAAUAUGGUCUUGCGAAGAGUGAGAAUGCCGAGGUUUUGAACAUGUACUUCCAAGUCGGCUUGAAGGCUGGUGAUAAGAGUGUCAUCGAGCCGACCGCUGCAUUCUUGUCGAGCAUUGGACGAAUGAAAUAUGUUCGUCCAUUGUAUCUAUAUGAGGCUAACAUGGCAUCAAAAAAUAAGAUACCGUGCGCUGGAUAA
Molecule: messenger RNA, 1800 nt
Organism: Histoplasma mississippiense
Lineage: Eukaryota; Fungi; Ascomycota; Eurotiomycetes; Onygenales; Ajellomycetaceae
Exons: 10
Coding region: 1-1800 (599 amino acids)
Biological process (GO): proteolysis
Cellular component (GO): cytosol
Molecular function (GO): zinc ion binding; epoxide hydrolase activity; aminopeptidase activity
Source: RefSeq, a predicted model, not a curated record